Messenger RNA from Corythoichthys intestinalis (scribbled pipefish), 3118 nucleotides. RefSeq names its product prenyl (decaprenyl) diphosphate synthase, subunit 2 (gene pdss2). Gene Ontology annotation, cellular component: mitochondrion; transferase complex. The transcript is spliced from 8 exons. Gene Ontology annotation, biological process: ubiquinone biosynthetic process; isoprenoid biosynthetic process. Gene Ontology annotation, molecular function: prenyltransferase activity. The coding region runs from base 157 to 1335 and encodes 392 amino acids. The record is from RefSeq and is a predicted model, not a curated record. Lineage: Eukaryota; Metazoa; Chordata; Actinopteri; Syngnathiformes; Syngnathidae.
UGUCAAGAUGGCGGCGCCCGGUGACCGGGCGUGUGUUGUGAAACAUCUGGUUGCGACACAUUGAGUUGUGUCUAUCACGAAUUAACAAUGGCACAUCUGAUCGGAAGUACUCAUUCGUGAGAUGGCAUUAAAGACCCGCAAGGUUGUUAAGAAGUGAUGAUAAGGACUAUGAUAGAGAAAAUGUUUCCACCUAAGUGGACGCGACUGUCCUGUACAGUCCGGUCCGGACCAGUGCAGAGGACAUUGAGUCUAUUCUCCAGCUCGGAACCUUCAAACUGGAGUAAAGUGGUAUCUGACGCCGAGAAGAUUGUGGGUUAUCCUACUUCCUUCAUGAGCCUCCGCUGUCUACUCAGUGACGAGUUCAGUAACGUCGCAAUGCAUGUCAAGAAGCUGGUCGGAACCCAACACCCCUUACUUAACACCGCAAGAGGUUUUGUCUAUGACAGCAGAAACAACCUUCAAAUGAGAGGACUGGUUGUUCUCCUACUCUCAAAAGCUGCAGGACCGAGCCGCACAUCCACAGAUCACUUAGCUCAGGACAUGGUUGGAGGCAUAUACCCCAGCCAGCGCAAUUUGGCAGAAAUCACAGAGUUGAUCCACACAGCCUUCCUGGUGCAUCGUGGAGUUGUCAAUUUAAAAGAGUUGACAGAUUCCGACGGCCUGCUGAAAGACAUGGAGUUUGGGAAUAAAAUGGCUGUCCUGAGUGGAGACUUCCUGCUUGCAAAUGCAUGUACUGGUUUGGCCCAGUUAAACAACACUAAGGUUGUUGAACUGAUUUCCAGUGCCAUCGGUGAUUUAGUUCAAGGAAUCUACUAUGAGAAUUCCAAUAACACUGAGGAGAACAAUCUUACCGCUGAAUUGGACACAACUGCGUGGGAGGAGCAGACAUUCCUGUCUCACGGGGCGCUGCUGGCCAAGAGCUGCCAAGCUGCAAUGGAGCUGGCACAACACGAUAAGAGGUCCCAAAGACUGGCCUACAAGUAUGGCAAGCACCUGUCAUUAGGCCACAAGCUUAACUCUGACCUGCAGCCCUUUGUGAAAAGCAACGUGGGCGAGCAGGUGUCUUUCAGUUUUAGCGCCGCCCCUGUGGUUUUUCACCGCCACAUCAUUGGCCCCGAGCGAUGGCAGCAGCAACUGCAGCAGGCCAAAACAAUGAGGAACCAGCUUGAUUUUUCCAAGCUUUUGGCAGCGGUGAAGUCAGAGAAAGGCGUGAGCUCGGCGGUCAAUUUAUGCUGUUACCAUGGCAACAGAGCUCUGGAGGCCAUCCAGGCUUUCCCCUCCUCCGAGGCACGGUCCGCCUUGGAAAACAUCGCCUCCGCCAUCAUGAAAUUUUGACCAGGAUUCACUUUAAUGUGCAAACAAACACUCACAUACUUGUGAUUUUAAAACUGGAGUUCUGUUGGAGAAUGGAGAACACAGAGCAGAAUUACAUGACUUACGAAAACAAACCAAAACAGGUGCUCGCCCAUAAAUUGCGUGCACUGCCAAGUUAAAUUGUGAAUGUGAUGCCCCAUUGUAGAUGGUCCUUACAAAAUAUAUACAGUAUAUAUAUUUAUAUGUAAUAGUGUAUUUGUGACAUGAAUCAAAUUUACAUUUGAUGCCCAUGGCGUAGUUGGGCGUUGAAGGUAAGCGUUUUUUUUUUUUUAAGUCUGGCUACCAUUGACUUCACUAGAUAUCCAGUUCAUUUGGAAUGGGAGACAUUCGUUCAUUCGCCCCUCCCAGAUGAGCAUUCACUGCCAGUCCUCACAGUUUAAGUGAAAUGGACGUUUAUUGUUGUCAAUGGCAGUCACUGAGUAAAUGUGUGCAGCUAAUAAUGUUUUAUGAUGUUUGACACCAUAGUUGGAUGGUUUUUAUUUUCUAUUUGUUGCACCUAAACUGAUACUACCAUCGGUACAGAUAUGGCACUGAAUUGACGUCAUCGGUAUUUGGGAGUACGAAGAAAUAGCACGCAGAUGCUGCGCAAUAUGCUAGUACACGUCUAAUCCGUUUGAGGUGGUAGGUUGGCAGCGAAUGUUCAUUCUUCCGCGAAGUUUUGAAGUUUAUCACUAGUAGAUGUCCAAUUCAUAUAAAGCGGGAGAGUGGCAGGCAUUGAACGAACAUUUAUUGGAUGCUAGCCCUCCCACCCUCCAGUUGGAUCAUCAGUUCAAAAAGAACUUCUGACGUAAUCUUUACGAAUUGUAUUCAGUUGUGAUUAAGUGGAGAAAACAUACCAUAAAAAGCAAGUAACCUCAUCUGCAUUAUUUGGUUUUCCCAAUUGAUAAGCAUCCCCAAAUAAUCAUGUUGUGUUCAAUAUUUUGAUCUGUUUAAUAAGUGGUUUGGUUUUUAACUCGAGCUUGACUUGAUACGACUCCCUUGAGAGGGAAAUGGCACAUGUACAGCUCAAGAAUAAAGUGAUCCGUGUCGCCUCAUUGUGUCUGUGAUGUGAUCCGAUUCAAGUCGGGGGCGGGCAAAGGUCACCUAGCCCUCUCCGCUUGGCCCAGCCAGCCAGAACGGUGAAGCAGUGCCAGGCAGUAAUUAUUAAUGAAGAGACUUGAGCAAAUGGACAGGAAAUGCAGAGCUAUUGAUUGGACUUGGCUGCCUUUCUACGAGUUGUGCGAGCUGGCGCCAGCCUGCCAGCCUGUGGUUUCCCCAGGCCUGUAAGGUUGUGGCGGGGACCGAGGUGUGAAAAUGUGCUUGGCGCUUGAUUGAAUAAUAAAAUGAUCAUACAGGAUAAUAAUGUUAAGGUAGCACAUUUUAAAAAUUUAUUAAAAAGUAGCUAUCUCAAAUUACUGCUUCCGAUUUUUUUUUUUUUUUUUUUUUAUAAAUGUAAAUCUAAUUUGUCACACUUUCAUUUAAAACAGCGAAGGGAUGUUAUGAUGCCUUUGUGCUUUAUGAACAUUUUUUUUAAUUGGACUCCUCCAAGAUGUGAAUUUACUAGUUGGGGUAUCACAUUAAUUAAUCAUUUUAAUUUUUUUAUUAUGUUCAACUGCUUUUCUUAAAAUACUUUGUAAAUAACAUUCAGUAAUUUUCGGACUAUAAGCCGCUACUUUUUUCCCCUCAUUUUUAAACCUGCGGCUUUAGUCCAGCACGGCUUAUUUCUUGAUUUAUUUGGGUUAAUAGGUAACACUUUAUUUGACAA